Molecule: messenger RNA, 2601 nt
Organism: Actinia tenebrosa (Australian red waratah sea anemone)
Lineage: Eukaryota; Metazoa; Cnidaria; Anthozoa; Actiniaria; Actiniidae
Product: ER degradation-enhancing alpha-mannosidase-like protein 1
Biological process (GO): carbohydrate metabolic process; endoplasmic reticulum mannose trimming; mannose trimming involved in glycoprotein ERAD pathway
Cellular component (GO): membrane
Molecular function (GO): calcium ion binding; mannosyl-oligosaccharide 1,2-alpha-mannosidase activity
Source: RefSeq, a predicted model, not a curated record
UAUGAUUCGAACACAGCCAAACAAAUAUGUUGUUCAGUUCUCGAUGUUAUUUAUUAUAUUUUAUAUUAUUUGUAAAAGAUCUAGUACCCCAGGUUAAGAGUAAUGAAGAAAAUGAGGAGACUCUUGAGAGAAAAUAUCAGUAUUUUAGUGAAUCGGAGCGAACUAAAUCUCGGGAACAUGCUCGUAGAAUGUUUUACUACGGAUAUGAUAACUACAUGAGAUACGCAUUCCCUUUAGAUGAAUUAGAUCCUAUACACUGUACGGGACGAGGACCAGAUCAUCUUAACCCGUCAAAUAUCAAUAUUAAUGAUGUUCUAGGGAAUUAUUCUCUUACUCUAGUGGAAUCAUUAGGAACUCUUGCAAUUAUGGGUAACAGCAGUGAAUUUAAACGUGCUGUACAAAAUGUAAUACACCAUGUAUCAUUUGAUAGAAACAGUACGGUUCAAGUUUUUGAAGUUACUAUAAGAGUGUUAGGUGCUCUAUUAUCAGCUCAUUUGAUCAUAAAGGAUCCUCUUCAGCCAUUUGGUGACAUGGUUCCUAAGGACUAUGAAGAUGAUCUUCUGACAUUAGCACAUGAUCUGGCCAAUAGACUCAUAGAAGCAUUUGAAAGAUCUCCUUCAGGAAUCCCUUAUCCAAGGGUUAAUUUACAAACAGGUUUGCCAGUGGAGAGUUGGACAGACACAUGUUUAGCCGGGGCCGGCACCCUCAUCAUAGAGUUUGGAAUUCUAAGCCGCCUUUUGAAUGAUCCAACUUUUGAGAAUUUGGCUCGUAGGGCUGUGUCUGAAGUGUGGUAUCACAGAUCUAAUAUGACUGGAUUACUUGGUAAUGUUAUAGACAUAAAGACUGGUCAAUGGAAGGGUACGAUGAGUGGAGUAGGUGCAGGAUUAGACUCUUUCUAUGAAUAUCUUCUCAAGGGCUAUAUCAUGUUUGGAAACCCAGAAGAUCUUAAGCGUUUCAAUGAUUUGUACAAAACAAUACGUCAUCAUCUACGAAAAGGACGAUUAAAAUGCCACGAAGGUUCCGGUGACACUCCUCUAUACGUAAACGUAAAUUUUCAAACGGCAAAAAUAGAGAAUUCCUGGAUUGAUUCGCUACAUGCUGCAUUUGCUGGAGUUCAGGUUCUCAAAGGUGACAUAGGAGAAGCUAUCUGUACGCAUGCAGUUUUCUAUUAUAUCUGGCGUAAAUACCAGGCGUUACCCGAGAGGUUCAACUGGCAUACUAAAAACCCCGAUGUGUCGUUUUAUCCACUCAGACCUGAACUAGCUGAGGCAACCUAUCUCCUUUAUCAGGCAACACAGCACCCUUUUUAUCUUCAUGUUGGACGCGAUAUUCUGAAAGAUUUAGAGACUAACACCAAAGCAGAAUGUGGCUAUGCUACCCUGCACAACGUGAUCGAUAAAUCACAAGAAGAUCGGAUGGAGAGCUUUUUCCUUAGUGAGACAUGUAAAUACUUAUACCUGCUAUUUGACCAUGAAAAUCAUGUCAACCAAGACGCUUCCAACUACAUUUUUAGUACCGAAGGUCACUUGUUUAGACUCGAUACAAAGCAAAGAAAAAGACCCUGGGACGUGACGUCAUUUCCGCGUCACAGGUUCAAGUUAAAAUCUAAUAUGACUCCAGUUACCAAGCAACAAAGAAAUGACUCUUGUGGGUGUGAGAAUUUGGUGGAGAGUUUCUACAAUCCUUUGCCGCUUGAUGCCAAGUAUUUAUUACAAAUCGAGAAAGAAAUCGGGCUAUAUGAUUAAUAUCUGGUGACUCAACUGCUCUAGGAUUACUAUAAUAGUCCCCUUAGACGUGAAUAAUUGUCCAAGGUGUUAAAAAAGGUCUCUAUCAUUGCAAGCUCACCGUUCGUCUCGCUUCGAUGCAAAGACACGGCUACUUUUCAAGAUGGCGCCGGGAACUGUUGAGGGGAUUAUUAUCUACGAGGAUAUAAAGCAAAAGAGGGGAACUGUUGAGGGGAUUAUUAUCUACGAGGAUAUAAAGCAAAAGAGGUGUUGCACCAUCACAUGACGGCAGCCAUGUUAGAUGGCAGGAAUAAUACCAUCGUUUUACACGAGAAAGAAUUCUAUUCUCAAGAGCAAAGGGAUUUUAUUGUUCUGCCAUUUAACCACAUGCAGCCUAAACUGCAUUCUGGGCGUGGGCACGCGAUGGUGCAAACGUCUUUAGACCUUAUCCAUCUUGGCUCAAUAUUUUCGCAUUCCAGAUCACGUGUCAUGCUCUUGAGAAUAAGUUUCUUUGUUUUGAAUUGUAUCCAUAUUGAAUGCUUGUGCAUUAAACAAAGAAAUGAUACUCUAGAGAAUGACACAUGGUGUGAAAUGAGUAGUCUAUUCAGGUAAAACCUGUUCGUUGUACAUUCUCGUUCCUAGAGCCUGCGCUUCUCCUGGUCAGCACAACGCAGGAUCUGGGGACGAGAUGAUAAACCCAUCGUCACUGCAGGCACCGGGGGAAAUAAUUCAGCUGCAGAUUCCUUUUCUAUCAUUGCUGUAGAUGGCUUUCUGAAUGAAUAUAUAGCUGUUUGAAACGAAUUCGAAGCGAAUUUCGAAAUGUAAAAAUAAAAACUUUCAAACUACUUUGAAUUAAAUUCACAUUAAUAAUUUAAAA